UCUUUAAUACAGUCUGAUGUAAACCCAUGGAGCGACAAAAUGAGGCAGAAAAUAAUGAUGUCACACCAGGUGUAUCCAACGUAUUUGCACGAUUGUACUUCUCGUAUGAAGCGUCUGUCGCCGGGAACAUCUGCAAUGUUUGAGGGAGAACAGUUUGAUGUGUUAGAAUUGAUCGGUGAAGGUGGUUUUGCAAAAGUGUUCAGGUGCAACUCUGAAGACGGCAGUACUUAUGCUGUUAAGGUUGAAAGUCCUUCUUGUCGUUGGGAGGUGUAUGUAUGUGAAUUGCUUCGACUUCGGUUACCGCAAUGGAUGUUGUCUGGAGUUAUGACAGUGCAUGACGCAUAUGUUUACCCAAACAUGAGUGCAAUCGUUUAUGAGUAUCAUGCCUUUGGAAACCUUUUGGAUCUCGCAAAUUCGUUAAAUUCUAUCAAGUCUACGUCGUCGGGUCUUUUGUGCGUAUAUUUAAGUUGGGAGAUAGCUCGCAUAGUACGAGAAGUUCACAGAGCCCAAAUUAUCCAUGCUGAUCUUAAGCCAGAUAAUUUUAUGGUUUUGCGAAAAUUGAGUGAGAAUUCAACUAUCGAUGAGUUGCUUGAUGAAAGAAGUUUUACCAUUAAAUUGAUUGAUUGGGGCAGGGCGAUCGAUAUGUCUGCUUUAAAAGGUCAAACUUUUACUGGCAGGGCUGGGACGGAAUGUUUUGACUGCUUUGAGAUGAUGGAUGGGCGUCCAUGGACUUAUCAGAUUGAUUUCUUCGGCUUUAUUGCUACUAUGCAUGUUCUUCUUUUUGGGUCUUACAUGAAAACAAUGAGAAAUGAAGAGACUAGGAAAUAUUCUAUGCUUUCUGUAAUUAGGAGAAGGUGUAGCCAACGUGACGUUUUGCAAGAUGUAUUUCAAAUGUGCAUGAACAUUGAAGAUUGUGACCAUAUGCCAGAUUGGACUACUAUUAUCAAUGGAUUCGCUGAAAGCAUUAGAUAUGCACUAAAUAAUAACCGGAUGGAGUGGAAAAUCUGCGCUCGGGAGUUCAAUGAAGCAGUCAGUAGAAGAUGUUUGAAGAAAUAA
Molecule: messenger RNA, 1056 nt
Organism: Enterobius vermicularis (human pinworm)
Lineage: Eukaryota; Metazoa; Nematoda; Chromadorea; Rhabditida; Oxyuridae
Source: the annotation of a GenBank genome assembly